CUCCCAUCGUCGGAUAUACCCUUAUUCUCGACAAUCGCAAGCUACAGGGAUUGGCGCAGGAAGGCUUACGACGAAAAGAAAUCAGUCGGAUUCGUGGCGACGAUGGGGGCACUGCACGAGGGACACACGUCACUAGUGCGCAAGUCUUUGGCCGAGAACGACCUCACAGUCGUCUCGAUCUUCGUGAACCCCGCACAGUUC
Molecule: messenger RNA, 201 nt
Organism: Phanerochaete carnosa HHB-10118-sp
Lineage: Eukaryota; Fungi; Basidiomycota; Agaricomycetes; Polyporales; Phanerochaetaceae
Exons: 2
Biological process (GO): pantothenate biosynthetic process
Molecular function (GO): pantoate-beta-alanine ligase activity
Source: RefSeq, a predicted model, not a curated record